This is a messenger RNA of Thunnus maccoyii (southern bluefin tuna), 4485 nucleotides long. It is a transcript of the gene slc49a3, whose product is annotated as solute carrier family 49 member 3. Gene Ontology annotation, cellular component: membrane. Gene Ontology annotation, biological process: transmembrane transport. The coding region runs from base 1487 to 2941 and encodes 484 amino acids. The transcript is spliced from 10 exons. NCBI's taxonomy places the organism in Eukaryota, Metazoa, Chordata, Actinopteri, Scombriformes, Scombridae. Gene Ontology annotation, molecular function: transmembrane transporter activity. The record is from RefSeq and is a predicted model, not a curated record.
UUUCUCACUCAUUCAAAAUUCAGGAUCUAUAAAUAUGCAAAUAUUGUUCAUCUCAGAAGUUUAACUGCUGAAAACAACACGUCUCCUACUUAAAUGUAAAGUCCACGUUCAGUAUUUGUGGACUGGAGGCGUCAAGUUUCCACAUCACACUGGUGUGAGUUGAAUACUGGACCAGGAUCAGCUUCCAAACUAUUUGUGAUGUCACAAAUCAUGUUCAUCCAUCCAUUUUCCAUCACUUAUCUGGGAGCGGGUCGCCAUGGCAGCAGGCUGAGUAAGGAAACCCAGACAUCCUUCUCCCCAGCAACGCCCUCCAGCUCCUCCUGGGGGAUCCCAAGGUGUUCCCAGGCCAGGAGAGAUAUGUAGACCCUCCAGCACAUUCUGGGUCUGCCCCGGGGUCUCCUACCAGUUGGAUGUGCCCAGAACUCCAGAGGGAGGCGUCCAGGAGGCAUCAUGACCAGGUGCCCGAACCACCUCAGCUGGCUCCUUUUGAUGUGAGAACCCCUCCACCUUAUCAUGGUGGAGGGGUUCUAGUGUCCCCGUGACCCUGGGAGCUGUGUUGUCGGGGGCAGCAGUAGCCUCUGGUCUGGUCUCCUAAGGCAAACUGGUCCCAGGUGAGGGUCCAGACCAAGAACGAUUCAUAGAUCUCAAUGAAGCAGCAUUUUAGGCAUGUGGGAAUCUUGGCUGGAAGAGGGAGACUGGGGCACCCUCCUGGAGCCAGACCUGGGAGGGGAACCUGCUGGCGAGCGUCUGGGCCACAGGGCCCGGUCAGGCACAGCCCAAAGAAAUAACAUGCUUGUAGGCCGGCCCCUUAAAACUGGAUUUUCAAUUAGUACAGAGAAAUGUUCCAGUUUCAGCAGAUGAAUGUGAAAACUCUGCACAUAUACAUGUCAUUCUGCACAGUGAAGCUCAAACAUUAAACUGAUGGAACAAGAAAAAAAAAACAACAGAUUUUUGAGUGGAGGGGGACUUUAGCUAAGAGUGAGGGUCUUAUUCAAGCAACAUAAACAAGUCCAAUAAAGAAAAACCUUCAUCAGAUUAAUAAAUCCAUCAGUUUAACCUUUACAUAUUUACAUCUAUGAAUAGUUUCAGGCUACUUCUGCAUGAAUGGGUAUGUCCAGGACUGUUGUUUUUUUUAACAAGCCGAGUGAUUCAUCUUCACUAUAGAAGAUCUUUGGUACAGUACAAUGACACUACCGGCGGCUUUCCUGAAUCAACAAGCGAUGUUUUGCUGACUUUUUCCAGCCGUCAAUCUGCUCCCCUGACGUCCAUAAAUGAGUUUAAGAGAUUUAUUCAUCCGCCUAAAGAUAACAAUGGAUUCAGAGUGUCUACUUUAAAGGAUAUACAUCGUUUUAUCAGGUUUUUAGCGAGCUGAAGACCGCGGACAUAAAAACUUUGCAAUGCGUCCAAUAUUUGUACAGUGUCAAGUUAGCUAACGUGGCUAACCACCUAGCUUAACCGGUAAACUUGUCAACAUCGUAAACCGGUGAUGGAGAAUAAUGGCGGACCCUCCUCCGAGGCUCAGAUUGAAGUUUCCGCUGAUGUAUCGAGAAGAUCAAACUCAGAGCUGAAGAAGCUGCGUGUGUUUCAGGUUUAUAAGAGGAGGUGGUUUGUCCUGCUGGUGCUGUGUCUGUUAAACUGCUCCAACGCAACGAUAUGGCUGACCUUUGCACCAGUAGCAGACCAGUCUGCCGAGUACCUGAAUGUCAGUCUGGAGGAUAUCAACUGGUUAUCACUGGUCUAUAUGGUGGUGGCCAUACCGCUCAGCUUCGGGACCACCUGGAUGCUGGACACCUUCGGGCUUCGGAUCACGCUGAUUCUGGGGUCCUGGUUGAACAUGUUCGGAGCCCUGCUGCGCUACUUGGGGACCCUGCCGGGUGAAAGUUUUACAGUCCGAUACAUAGUAGUGAUGUCGGGUCAGACCCUCGGUGCCCUGGCUCAGCCCCUCAUCAUCUUCACCCCCACCAAGCUGGCAGCUCUCUGGUUCCCCGACCACCAGCGCGCCACGGCUAACACCAUCGCCUCCAUGUCCAAUCCCCUGGGCGUCCUCCUCGCUAACAUCAUGUCACCCGUGAUGGCUGAAACAUCUGCACGCAUCCCCACCUUGCUGCUUGCCUAUGCAAUCCCCGCAUGCAUCAUCUGUUUCCUAGCAACAGUCGGGAUACGGAGCAGCGCCCCCCCGACGCCGCCGUCAGCCAGCGCUGAGCUCUCCACCUCCGAGCCCUUCGUACAGGGGAUCAAACUGUUACUGAAGAACAAAGCCUACCUCGUGCUGCUGCUGUGCUUCGGCUCCGGCAUCGCUGUCUUCACCUGCUUCUCCACACUGCUGGAGCAGAUCCUGUGUGUGCAGGGAUACACCAACGACUUUGCCGGCUUGUGCGGCGCUCUCUUCAUCGUGUUUGGCGUCGUGGGCGCCGGCGUGCUGGGUCUCUACGUGGACAAAACCAAGAAGUUCACCGAAGCCACGAAGAUCAACAUGAGCCUCACCGCUCUGGCGUGCAUCGCCUUCUCAGUGGUGUCUCAGAUGCGAGAGCAGAAAGCCGCCGUGGCCGCCGUCUGCUCUCUCUUUGGCUUUUUCGGUUUCUCCAUUUACCCGGUUGCCAUGGAGCUGUCCGUCGAGUGUUCGUACCCAGUCGGAGAAGCAACAUCAGCCGGACUCAUCUUCAUAUCAGGACAGAUCCAGUCUGUUCUCUACAUAAUCCUCCUUCAGGCUUUGACCAAUCGGAUCGCUGACUCUCCGCUGUCAACGUGCGGCGAUGCGGUCCUGAGCUGGAGGGUGCCCAUGCUGGUGAUGGCAGGACUCUGCAGCCUUUUCACCUGCUGCUUCGUUAUUUUCUUCCACACGCGGUACAGACGACUGGAGGCUGAAGAAGCCGCCACCUACGGGACCAAACAAAGCAACGUCUCCACCGCCGCUGAGCACGCUCCGGCGGUGGAGACGUGAACCUGCUCACGGGUCGCUCACACCAUGACACGGACUACAGUCUGUUUUAUUUGGUACGAAACAGGGUUGAAAAGCAGUUUGUUUUAGUUUAUGUAACCUCUGAUUUAUGGGUAAAAUAGUUUUUUUUUUAAAGCAAGACAUUCCUGUGUGUAUUAAUUCUUUUGUAUGACGUCGGGGCCAAAACCAGAAACUACCUUCAUACUGUAGCUACUAACAAGUAACAUGUAACCCUUAGAAGCUCAUCCACUGUUUAUCUGCAGAAAUACACUCAGCAGAUUAUUCUCAUUGUUCAUUCAAUAAAUGCAUCACAGACACACUAUUUCCAGUAACUAGUUAGCAGGGAAAGUGGACAUAAAAAUGUAACUUUCCUGCAUUAAUUAUGUGGCUGUAAUUGAUAUUUUUUUAUAAAAAAAAUAAUGCAUCAAAUAACUGUGUGUAGUGUCAGAGGUGUUGCUCAUAGAGAAUUAUCAGUGACUCUGCAGCUCCUCUCAGCUUUACGGAGCUUUAUAACGAGUUUCAUCUCAUUGUUUAUCUGUCUGGCUGCAACUUUACUGUUUUGGUUGACUCUCACGGCUCUCAUAGUGUUGUUAUCGGCAGCAGCAGGUAGCCACUUACAUAAAAAAAAGCUCUAAAAAGCCACUGUACACGACCUGCUCAGCACCAAACAGGAAACAGACACAGUUAGCUGUAGACUAGCUGGUGAACAUAGCGGAGCAUUCAGCAGCUAAAGAGCCAGAUGUUUCCCUCAGUGUUUUGUCUAAAUUCUCAGGAUUUCCUCCAUCAGUCACCAAAGCAAAGACCUGAACUGUUGCCCGACUCACAACACAGCAGGACAAACUGUGUUACCUUCUUUAACUGUGGAGACGCUUGUUGUUUCUUUAGCAUACUGACGACAAAACCUGAAGUUUCUGAUCACACAAACAUUUUUCUGCUGUCAGACUCCGACGGAGCUGCUUGAAACAUCUGGAUGUGAUGUCACAUCAUCAUGGGCACAUAUGUAUAGAAAUAAGAAACAUACACUGAUGAACGUUUGAUCAAACUGCAAUAAAACCACUUUGAACGGUGCUGCUGACUAACACAGUUUUAAAAUGUUAUCAUUUUAGACAUUAAAGCAGAUUUUUUCUGCUUGUUUCAGACCAAACAUGUCGAUGAGCAGAUAAACCAAACAGAAUAACACUGUUGUAAUCUCAUCAUGUUGAUUUAUGUGUGUUUGUACUGUGGAAGAAAAAAAACCAAAUAACACCACCCAAGAUGUUCAAAUACUAACAGACGCUCUGAAACAGGUUGGAAGCAUUAAAGACAAAGACGUUUGUGCAAUAAAGAUGGUCAGUACUGAUUCUGUUGAAUAUUAAAAUGAACUGUGGUGUCAUUGAUGCACAUAUAGAUAUUGUAUAUAUGGUAAUGUAUGAGUGACAUGUCUGUAUGCCUUUUUUUUUAAGAUUGUAAAAAGUGUCCUUAUUAAAGCUGACAAAUCUUUCUUUUGGGAGUUAAUGUGUUCAUAAUACUGUAAAUAACUAACAUGAUUAAAAUGACAUGAUGAGUUA